Molecule: messenger RNA, 195 nt
Organism: Ostertagia ostertagi
Lineage: Eukaryota; Metazoa; Nematoda; Chromadorea; Rhabditida; Trichostrongylidae
Source: the annotation of a GenBank genome assembly
UUACUCAUUAUUCGCUAUUGUGACGCACAUUGGUGAUUCGUCCGGCGCUGGACAUUAUAUUAGCUACGUCCGACGAAAUCAGAACAAAUGGUAUCGAUGUGACGACCACCAGAUCAAGGAGGUACACUAUAGCGAUGUGGUGAUGACUGAAGCGUAUCUCUUAUUUUAUCAGCUCACACAGCUACGGCUGAAGUA